Molecule: messenger RNA, 2379 nt
Organism: Leptidea sinapis
Lineage: Eukaryota; Metazoa; Arthropoda; Insecta; Lepidoptera; Pieridae
Gene: Acci
Product: venom dipeptidyl peptidase 4-like
Exons: 15
Coding region: 68-2320 (750 amino acids)
Biological process (GO): proteolysis
Molecular function (GO): dipeptidyl-peptidase activity; serine-type peptidase activity
Source: RefSeq, a predicted model, not a curated record
ACAGUCUAACUCUGCAGUCGUGUUGACGGCUUUGUACCGUCGACCACUGCAAGUGUAAAAAGGAAAAAUGAUGGGUCAAUGGGUCAUUUGCUUGACCCUGCUUGCAACAGCUGCGGCCCAAAAUCCUUUUACCCUCGAAGAAUUUGUUUCUGGACAGUUCACACAGACUGGAUUCACUGGAACAUGGAUCUCAGACACUGAAUUCACGUAUACAAUACCGGGUGAGUCAGGUAUUUAUGUGUUUGACGUACCGACCCUCACCGGCAGAGUGCUUGUUUCUGGGGAGCUCAUGGGCUUUUUAAAUACAAGCAAUCCAAUUCUGUCAGCCGACAGGAGAUAUAUUUUGGCACCAAGUGAAGUGGAGUCGGUGUAUCGUUACUCGACAACUGCUCAGUUUGCGUUGUAUGAGAUCGAGACAGGUGCAGUGAACUACAUCGCAAACAGUCAACGUUUGCAGUUAUGUAUAUUCGGCGGCGGUCACUCAUUGGCUUACGUCUUGGACAACGACUUGUACUACCUGCCUGAGAACAGCCCUAAUGCUAUUCGAAUCACGUCAGAUGGUAUCCCUGGUGUCAUCUACAAUGGACACACAGAUUGGGUGUAUGAGGAGGAUGUCAUGUAUACUGGUCAAGCGACGUGGUUCUCUCCAGACGGCAAUUACUUGGCAUUCGCGAGCUUCGACGAUACCCAAGUAGAAUCAUACUCCUACUACUACUAUGUGGACAAAUCUGAUCCUGAUGACGUAUAUCCAGAGUUGGUUGAUCUUAAAUACCCAAAGGUCGGGCGUACAAAUCCUACAGUAACACUCCGCGUGGUGGACCUUAACAACAUUAACGCGGACAACAUAAACUACAUCGUCAUGUCCGCACCCGAUCUGGUCACAGAAGACCACAUCCUGGGUGGAGUCACGUGGCCCACGGCUACCGAGAUCGCAGUCCAUUGGCUCAACAGAAGACAGAACCACACCGUCUUUAGAAUCUGUGAUAUCAUCACUAAUACAUGUGAUGAAGAAAUUCGCGAGCAGCCUAACGGAUGGGUUCCAAUUGCCUUACCUCGCUUUAGCAGGGACGGUGAAUUCUACGUAUCGACACGCUGGUCUCUGCCUCAAGCCGACGGUAACAUCUGGCAACAUUUGGUCAUGAGCAUGAGAGUCAACGGUACGAUAGUCCAGAGCUCUUUAACGCCAGGAGCGAGAACUGUCAAUACGUUUGUGGGCAUGGAUGAGAAUAACUUGGCUUAUUACUACACAAGCACGGAAGUAGACAGGCCGUGGCAAGCGCACGUCCAUAUCGCUGGUUCCCGCAUCGGUUGUCUGAGCUGCAACCUGCAGCUGCCAGAUGGUGGGCUGUGCACCUGGGCUACUGCCACCGCCAGCCGCGACGCGACCUACCUCACUAUCACCUGCAGCUCAACAGAAGAACCUAGCGCCACCUAUAUCUAUCAUCCUUUGACUCGUCAAAUCCUGUACACCUGGCAAGACAACUCUGUAGUACGUGAGCGUCUCCGAGACAAAGUCAAGCCUGGCAGUAUCAUAACAACGGUGCCCUUACAGAAUGGUUUCCCUGCACCGGUUAGACUUCUGUUGCCUCCAGGACUCAAUCAAAGCGACACAGAAACUAAAUACCCUCUUGUUUUCUAUGUGUACUCCGGACCUAAUACUAACACAGUGUAUGAUACUUUCACCGUUGGCUACCACUCCUAUUUGACAACAAGUCGCAACACUAUCUACAUGUUUGCGGAUGGGCGCGGCUCAGGUCUCAAAGGACAAGAUAUUUUGUAUUCUUUGAACAACGCACUGGGAACUGUCGAGGUGGAAGACCAUUUCGUAAUACUUAGACAAGUAUUGGAUCGGUACCAGUUUAUUGAUCGCGAGCGCAUCGCUAUAUGGGGUCACAGCUACGGGGGCUAUGCGACCCUGUUAACGCUGUUGCAUGACGAUGAACAUCUGUUCAAGUGCGGUGUCUCCGGUGCGCCUGUCACCUCCUGGCUUUACUAUAAUACAAUGUACACUGAACGGUAUAUGGGCUUACCGACUAGUGAAGAUAACUUGGAAGGCUACGAGCGUGGUGACGUCACAUUGCUAGCUGAAAAACUUCGAGGCCAUGACUUCUAUUUGAUGCAUGGGAAUGCAGACGAUAACGUGCAUUACCAAAACGCUGCUAAGCUAAUGAAAGCUCUGCAGCAACUGAAUAUACCCUUCGAGCAAAUGUCAUAUCCAGAUGAAGCGCACAGUCUUAGGGGUGUCAACAUGCACAGGUACCGCACUAUGAACCGGUAUUGGGAGAAAUGCAUACAAAUGCCUUCAGAGAUUGAAGUUUAGUUACAAUAGUACCUAUUGCUAUGGUAAAGUUUGUUUGUAAAUAAAUUUGUAUCAUUUUC